UCCUGGUCAGUGGAAAGACAGAUUGCUGUUGAAUUGAUGUUAUAGCUACUGUCCACGUUGCAGCAUCCAUCCACGUCAGCUCUGCGCGCAGUAACACCCGGGACCAGAGCUACAUCCAUAUGCUCCUGACGAGUUGACCAAAUAGGGCGAGAUAUCCCAUUGAGCCUUUGGGGUGGUGCUGAAAGAACAGAUAUCCCGUUCCGCCGUGGGAGUUGUACUGAAAGGACAGAUAUCCCGCUCCGCCGUGGGAGUUGUACUGAAAGGACAGAUAUCCCGCGGAGUUGAGCUGAAAGCACAGCUCCCCAGCUCUCAAUCAACUGGAACCUCCGGUCGUGAAGGUUUUCUAUAACCACAGAGUCCGUUAGGAUGAGGAGAGUUACAAAGGGCAUGAUUCAAUUAAAACCUAGUAGAUGUUUAUAAGACGAGCUGUCUGUCUCAGAGGGAACUAACUCUCCAGUCAUCAUGAAGAAGCAGAACGUACGGACCCUUGCUCUCAUCAUGAGCAUCUUUACCUACCUGCUGGUCGGGGCAGCCGUCUUCGAUACCUUGGAAUCUAAACAGGAGAAAAGCCAAAAGAGAAAGCUGGACGAGAGGAAAUUGGAGUUAAUACGCAAAUACAACUUGACCAAAGUGAACUUUGACGAGCUUGAAGUCGUGAUGUUGCAACUGAAACCGCACAAAGCCGGGGUGCAGUGGAAAUUCGCCGGAUCUUUUUAUUUCGCUAUCACUGUGAUAACUACAAUAGGGUACGGCCAUGCUGCCCCCAGCACAGACUCAGGGAAGGUGUUCUGCAUGUUCUACGCCCUCCUGGGGAUCCCCCUCACCCUUGUCAUGUUCCAGAGCAUGGGAGAACGCAUCAACACCCUGGUCCGCUUCCUCCUCCACCGGACCAAGCAGUGUCUGGGCCUGCGCCACACCGAGGUGUCCAUGGCCAACAUGGUGACCAUCGGCUUCUUUUCCUGCAUGUCCACGCUGUGUGUCGGGGCGGCGGCCUUCUCCCACUACGAGGGCUGGAGCUUCUUCCACGCCUACUACUACUGUUUCAUCACCCUGACCACCAUCGGGUUCGGGGACUACGUGGCGCUGCAGAAGGAUCACGCCCUGCAGAACGACCCACGUUAUGUGGCCUUCUGCUUCGUAUACAUCCUGACUGGACUCACCGUGAUUGGAGCCUUCCUCAACCUGGUGGUGUUGAGGUUCCUGAUGAUGAACACGGAGGACGAGCGGCGGGACGCCGAGCAGAAGGCCCUCCUCUCCACGGGGGGUAAGAGGAACGCAGACGGCGGUCCGCCUGCUGUUUCUGUCUCCAUUUCCUCCGCUACUCCCCUGGCCGCUACCGCCGGCAGCACCAAGCGAGGCCUGAAGGAUGUGUACAGCGAGGUGCUGGGCUUCCAGACAGUGUGUUCAUGUCUGUGGUACCGCAGCAGGGAGAAUCUGCAGGGAUCCAUCCCCAUGAUGAUCAACCAGGACCUGGGCUUCUCUGACCACUACAUAGAGCGCUGCACCAUGCUCUCGCCUCAUUGUGACGUGCUGUCCCCUCACUACUGCGAGACAGGUGAUACAGGAUGUGUCUGCAGCCCUCACCAGUGCACCAGCAUCAGUUCCAUAGCUGCUGGUUUAAACUUUCUCACCCCGUUCAGGGCUUUCGCCAAGAGACGCAGCUCCGUCUAGACCAGACCAAUUCAAAUCUGGACAUCGAAGCCAGUGCCACUGCUGAUUUUUAAUUGUUCCUCCUCUAAUUAGGGAAUGAUUUAGACCUUUGACGCCAGGUGGGUGCAAUUAAUUAUCAGGUAGAACAGAAAACCAGCAGGACUCCGGACCUCCAGGCUGGGGUUUGAAGAUCCCCUGGUCGAGACUCAGUGAUCAGGCCAUAUUAAUUUAAGCACCAAACAGAAGAAAAUCAGCCUAGAAACUGGGAUGGACUACCUUGAACUUGUACAAUAAGAAAUGCUUGUUUGCGUUUUACGUUGCAAAACCUAUUGCAACAGUGUGCCCUAAUGAACGUCCCAGUAGUAGUCUACUGUGGUGCAUCUCCAUAGACACUGUGAUCAAUAUCCUGCACUGAUGUCCAGCUCGGCAUGAACUGACACUGGCUUUUAGUUCUGGACUCAUAGGACUCAUUCUGUUAUGUUUUACAAGAUCACGGUUCUGGUGUGGCUCAGUUGUCGGUUCAACUCCUGCGAAGAUCACAUACACAUACUAAAAAUGUAUGCUCUCACUGUAAGGACUGGAUAGAAGUGUCUGCUAAGUGGUAUGUUAUGAUUAAAGACCAGCCAUCUUUUUAAUCUCAGGCUAUUUAGGUAAAAAUCACAGCAGUCCUCUUGCACUGACAGAAACAGACACUAAGCUGUUGUAACUGAGGUAAGAACGUUCCGUAAGCUAAGUUCGCUCCACAGCCAGCUUGAAAUGUCACCAAUGCUGCUAUCGAAUCGGAUCCUUUUCUAUAGGACAACUGGUUGGUACGUUGUCAAGCACCACAGGUCCGAGCCCAGAAAAGAGACAGGGACAGUGGAGGAAGCGAAGCUGUUAGCAGCACACUGAUGUCAGUUACACUGUGGUCCACUGACAAGCAAUAAACACUUUUCAACCCAUACGAUCUAGUACACAAUAAACACUUUUCAACCCAUACGAUCUAGUACACAAUAAACAUUUCAACCCAUAUGAUCUAGUACACAAUAAACACUCCAACCCAUAUGAUCUAGUACACAAUAAACAUUUCAACCCAUACGAUCUAGUACACAAUAAACACUUCAACCCAUACGAUCUAGUACACAAUAAACACUUCAACCCAUACGAUCUAGUACACAAUAAACAUUUCAACCCAUAAGAUCUAGUACACAAUAAACAUUUCAACCCAUAUGAUCUAGUACACAAUAAACACUUUUCAACCCAUAUGAUCUAGUACACAAUAAACCCUUUUCAACCCAUAUGAUCUAGUACACAAUAAACACUUUUCAACCCAUACGAUCUAGUACACAAUAAACACUUCAACCCAUACGAUCUAGUACACAAUAAACACUUCAACCCAUACGAUCUAGUACACAAUAAACACUUCAACCCAUACGAUCUAGUACACAAUAAUCACUUCAACCCAUACGAUCUAGUACACAAUAAACACUUCAACCCAUACGAUCUAGUACACAAUAAACACUUCAACCCAUACGAUCUAGUACACAAUAAACACUUCAACCCAUACGAUCUAGUACACAAUAAACACUUCAACCCAUAAGAUCUAGUACACAAUAAACAUUUCAACCCAUAUGAUCUAGUACACAAUAAACACUUUUCAACCCAUAUGAUCUAGUACACAAUAAACACUUUUCAACCCAUAUGAUCUAGUACACAAUAAACACUUUUCAACCCAUUUGAUCUAGUACACAAUAAACACUUUUCAACCCAUACGAUCUAGUACACAAUAAACACUUCAACCCAUACGUUCUAGUACACAAUAAACACUUAAACCCAUACGAUCUAGUACACAAUAAACACUUCAACCCACACGAUCUAGUACACAAUAAACACUCCAACCCAUACGAUCUAGUACACAAUAAACACUGUGGUCCACUGAAGAGCAUUAAGCAAACUGACAAGCAAUAGACCGUUCUAUGUACUGUACGUUUACUCUGUUGUAGUGCAGAAAUUGAAUGAAUUUAAUCUAUUGUUAAUGAUAUUGCAAUCAUGUACUGUACAUUUCCUGUAUAAUUCUGCUCGGCCACUAUGAAUGAUUAUCACUGUGGCAAUCAUUUAUUUCUGAUAAUCUAAUACAUUUCAA
This is a messenger RNA of Coregonus clupeaformis (lake whitefish), 3772 nucleotides long. It is a transcript of the gene kcnk3b, whose product is annotated as potassium channel, subfamily K, member 3b. Gene Ontology annotation, molecular function: open rectifier potassium channel activity; potassium ion leak channel activity. Gene Ontology annotation, cellular component: membrane. Lineage: Eukaryota; Metazoa; Chordata; Actinopteri; Salmoniformes; Salmonidae. Gene Ontology annotation, biological process: potassium ion transmembrane transport; stabilization of membrane potential. The record is from RefSeq and is a predicted model, not a curated record. The transcript is spliced from 2 exons. The coding region runs from base 463 to 1671 and encodes 402 amino acids.